AUGUUCAAACUAACCCAACCCUCGUCUUCCCGUACCUGUCGCCGCCUAUCUUCAUCACUUCCUCUACGAGGCAUAAACGCUUAUUCCACCAAGUCAGAACAGCCAAAGCACGAGUCCAAAUCGAAACCCAAGCAUGACAACCUCCCGCUCAGCACCAGCGGCCCUAUCAACUGCGCACUCAGCGGCACAUCGCUACUAAACACGCCUUAUCUCAACAAGGGUUCUGCUUUUCCUCCAGAUGAGCGUCGCAUGUUCAACCUCACGGGUUUGCUGCCCCAGGGCGUUCAGACGCUUGACCAGCAGUGCAAGCGAGCUUAUGAGCAGUACUCUUCGCAGCCUGAUGACUUGAGCAAAAACACUUUUCUCACUUCUCUCAAGGAUCAGAAUGAAGUCCUCUUCUACAAGCUACUUCAACUCCAUCUUGAUGAGAUGAUGAGUAUAGUCUAUACCCCAACUGAAGGCGAUGCUAUCCAGAAUUACUCUCGCCUUUUCAGACGACCAGAGGGUUGCUAUCUCAACAUCCAAGACCCAGAUCACGUACACAAUGACCUUGCGCAAUGGGGAAAUUCUGAUGAUAUUGACUACAUUGUCGUAUCUGACGGCGAGGAAAUCCUCGGCAUUGGUGACCAAGGCGUUGGCGGCAUUCUCAUCGCCGUUGCCAAACUAGUUUUAACGACACUCUGCGCCGGUGUUCAUCCCAACCGAACCCUUCCCGUAGUCCUCGACUGCGGCACAGAUAACGAGGAUCUCCUCAACGAUGAGCUGUAUAUCGGCCUGAAGGAGAAGCGUGUUCGCGGUGAAGAGUACGCCAAGUUCGUCGACACAUUUAUUCAAUCAGCCAGGAAGCUCUAUCCAAAGGCCUACAUUCACUUUGAGGAUUUUGGACUAGACAACGCGAGGAAACUGUUGGAACGCUAUCGCCCUGACUUUGCCUGCUUCAACGACGAUGUGCAAGGAACUGGCUGCGUGACUCUCGCAGCUGUCAUGUCAGGUCUUCAUGCCAGUAAACAAGAGCUUAAGGAUGUCCGCAUGGUCGUGUUUGGAUCCGGCAGCGCCGGUCUAGGUAUUGCGGACCAAGUCCGAGAUGCCAUCGCCACAGAGGGAAACAUGAGCCAUGAGGACGCAGCAGAGCAGAUCUGGUUGAUCGACAAGCCUGGCCUGCUAACCUCAGAAACCGAAGGGGUCACUGAUUCUCAAAAGAUCUUUACCAAGGAUGCUUCGGAGUGGAAAGACAAGGACACUGAUCUUCUAUCAGUGAUCAAGGAAAUCCGGCCCAAUGUUCUUGUUGGCACAUCUACCAAGCCCGGUGCCUUUACCGAGGAUGUCAUCCGUGCUAUGGCUGAGCAUCACGAACGCCCUAUUGUCCUUCCUUUGUCCAACCCUACACGCCUUCAUGAGGCCAAACCCGAGGAUAUCCUGAAAUGGACAAAUGGAAAGGCGCUCGUGGCGACCGGCUCGCCUUUCCCAGCUGUCAAGGGCCCAUGGGGUGAAGACGGGUCUGAGAUCACCAUCAAGGUUGGCGAGUGCAAUAACUCAGUUGUCUUCCCUGGAAUCGGUCUCGGGUGCGUCCUCUCACGCUCCAAGCAUCUGACAGAUCGCAUGCUUGUCGCCGCUGUGGAAGGGGUUUCCUCGAUGAGUCCUGUGCUCAAAGAUCCCACAGCGCCUCUUCUUCCGGAUGUAGGUUCUGUCAGGGAGGUAAGUGUUCGUAUUGCUCGCAAUGUGAUACAAGCGGCUGUCAAGGAUGGCGAGGCUACACAAGAGGGUAUCCCUGAAAAGGACGAGGAUCUAGAGGACUGGAUCAAGGAGCAGAUGUGGGAUCCCGAGUAUCGACCGUUGAAGAAGGUGGACCUAGACAGUGCCACGAGGGAGGCUAGAGGUGAACUCAAAAAGGCCGGGACCGUUCAUCGAAGUGGUCACACAUAA
Molecule: messenger RNA, 1923 nt
Organism: Fusarium sp. VM40
Lineage: Eukaryota; Fungi; Ascomycota; Sordariomycetes; Hypocreales; Nectriaceae
Source: the annotation of a GenBank genome assembly